GCCUUUUGCCGGAGGCUGUAUUUCCGUUAGCGGCGGCGGGAAUCCGAUUCUUGAGGGCCGUCUAGGCCUCUGCUGAGGCGAAUCCGGGGAGAAUCUGAGCCAUCAGAACCGCCACCAUGACGGUCGGCAAGAGCAGCAAGAUGCUGCAGCACAUCGACUACAGGAUGAGGUGCAUCCUGCAAGAUGGUCGCAUCUUCAUUGGCACCUUCAAGGCGUUCGACAAACACAUGAACUUGAUCCUCUGUGACUGUGAUGAGUUCCGGAAGAUCAAGCCGAAGAACUCUAAGCAAGCAGAAAGAGAAGAGAAGCGAGUGCUUGGCCUGGUGCUGCUUCGAGGAGAGAACCUGGUCUCAAUGACGGUGGAGGGGCCUCCUCCCAAAGAUACCGGCAUUGCCCGAGUCCCACUUGCUGGAGCUGCUGGAGGCCCAGGGAUCGGGAGGGCAGCUGGCAGAGGAAUUCCAGCGGGUGUUCCAAUGCCCCAAGCUCCUGCAGGACUUGCUGGUCCAGUCCGUGGAGUUGGUGGUCCGUCCCAGCAGGUGAUGACUCCCCAAGGAAGAGGCACUGUUGCUGCUGCUGCCGCCGCUGCCACAGCCAGUAUUGCAGGGGCCCCGACCCAGUAUCCACCCGGCCGUGCAGGUCCUCCACCACCUAUGGGUCGAGGGGCACCCCCUCCAGGCAUGAUGGGCCCACCUCCUGGUAUGAGGCCUCCCAUGGGUCCCCCAAUGGGAAUUCCCCCUGGACGGGGGACUCCGAUGGGCAUGCCCCCUCCAGGGAUGCGGCCACCUCCCCCAGGAAUGCGAGGACCCCCUCCGCCGGGAAUGCGCCCACCAAGGCCCUAGACUCAUCUUGGUCCUCCUCAGAUCUCUUCCUGUUUCCUGUAAGGCUGUACAUAGUCCUUUUUAUUUUCCUUGUGGCCUACGACAGUUUGUAAUAAAUUCUUCAGAGAAUA
Molecule: messenger RNA, 949 nt
Organism: Echinops telfairi (small Madagascar hedgehog)
Lineage: Eukaryota; Metazoa; Chordata; Mammalia; Afrosoricida; Tenrecidae
Gene: SNRPB
Product: small nuclear ribonucleoprotein polypeptides B and B1
Exons: 7
Coding region: 117-839 (240 amino acids)
Biological process (GO): mRNA splicing, via spliceosome
Cellular component (GO): cytoplasm; U1 snRNP; U2 snRNP
Molecular function (GO): RNA binding
Source: RefSeq, a predicted model, not a curated record